AUGGCCCCCGGCACUAGAAAUCACCCAAGCCGAGAGGGAUCCUCUGGAUCUAAUCAGAAUGAUACUCCGGACCCUCUUGUUGCUGCUGCUACCCAAUUCUUCCAGUCAAUGGUUAGCGGCCAAUUUAUGGCGCCUAGAGCUCCACAGGCCGAUUGUACCUUGGAGCAAUUUUCCCGCCAGCAUCCCCCUACUUUCGAUGGCAGACUGAAUUCCUUGGAUGCGGAAAGCUGGAUUGAGCGUAUGGAGCAGAUUUUCGAAGCGCUCUACUGCACGGAUGAUCAGAAGGUGAAAUAUGCCACUUACCAUUUGACUGACAUGGCAAACAAGUGGUGGAAGUCGACUCGAGCUUUGGUGCAGCUGGAAUUAGGGGAAGCAGUCCCCAUUACUUGGGAACAUUUCAAGAGAAUCUUUCUAGAUCACUUUUUCCCACGGACCCUUCGGGAGUCGAGAGCUCGCGAAUUUAUGGACCUUACUCAAGGAACGAUGACGGUAGCAUAG
Molecule: messenger RNA, 498 nt
Organism: Juglans microcarpa x Juglans regia
Lineage: Eukaryota; Viridiplantae; Streptophyta; Magnoliopsida; Fagales; Juglandaceae
Exons: 1
Coding region: 1-498 (165 amino acids)
Source: RefSeq, a predicted model, not a curated record